Engraulis encrasicolus (European anchovy) is the source of this 4448-nucleotide messenger RNA. RefSeq names its product amyloid beta (A4) precursor-like protein 2 (gene aplp2). The record is from RefSeq and is a predicted model, not a curated record. Bases 243 to 2561 code for a protein of 772 amino acids. The transcript has 17 exons. Gene Ontology annotation, molecular function: serine-type endopeptidase inhibitor activity; transition metal ion binding; heparin binding. Lineage: Eukaryota; Metazoa; Chordata; Actinopteri; Clupeiformes; Engraulidae. Gene Ontology annotation, biological process: axonogenesis; central nervous system development. Gene Ontology annotation, cellular component: membrane.
UGCCCUCCUCGCGCGCUAGACGAAGACAUUGCAUUUCUAAAUCCGACGCAAUCGCAUGAGCCGCGUUCGGUUGUUAUUUCGGGACAUAAUAAAGAUACAGGACUUUCUCUGCUGUUCGAGAGAAUAAACGCGAAUUGCGCAGGGUCCGAAUUUCAACAACAUAUCGCUGGAGUUCGCCGUUACAAGACAGAAUCAACGGAGAGGUCACCUCAUAUAAAAAUCUGUGGAGACCUCCGUGGAAGAUGGGCUCUCUUUCCGCUAUAUCCAUUCUCCUUGUGGGAAUAGUUGUUGUCCCAGCGCUGGCCAGAAAAAUUGAGGCACUUCCUGCCAAUGCGGUGUUUGCGGUGGCCGAGCCCCAGGUGGCCAUGUUCUGCGGGAAGCUCAACAUGCACGUGAACGUCCAGACAGGUCGCUGGGAGCCGGACCCCUCCGGAACCAAGAGCUGCGCAGGAACCAAGGAGGGCGUGCUGCAGUACUGCCAAGAGAUGUACCCUGAGUUGCAGAUCACAAAUGUGGUGGAGGCUAACCAGCAGAUGAAGAUUGACAACUGGUGCCGGACGGGGAAGAAGCAGUGCAAGGGACACUCCCACAUCGUGGUGCCAUACAAAUGCCUAGUGGGGGACUUUGUGAGCGACGUCCUGCUGGUCCCUGAGAGAUGCAAGUUCUUCCACAAGGAGCGCAUGGACAUGUGCGUGAGCCACCAGCAGUGGCAUGGCGUGGCCAAGGAGGCCUGUGUCAAGGCCAGCAUGAUGCUGCACAGCUACGGCAUGCUGUUGCCCUGUGGCAUCGACAAGUUCCACGGCACAGAGUACGUGUGCUGCCCGCCCUUCCGGCCCGAGGAGCCCGCGCCAGCCGCCCUUCCCGCUGAGGUAGAGGAGGACGAGGAGGAGGAAGUAGACUACUUGGCCCUGGAGGAGAGCAAACCACAGGACCCCGAGCCUGUGGAAGCCAGUGAGGCUCCUGCCAACGAGCAGCCCACACAGAGGGAGGAGGAGACCGUACCUGCAGUUGAGGAGGAGGAAGAGGAGGAGGAUGACGAUGAGGAGGAGGAUGAGGAGAUUGAUUACAACUACGGCUAUGAAGACCUGGAGGACGAGCGCGACAGCCAGGAGAAGCAGGAGAAGAAGGAGACGUUUGCUGGGGAACCAGAUGACGAUGACGUAGAUGAGGAUGACGAUGAUGAGACUGAGGACGACAAAACUCUUAAGGCCGUUUGCUCUCUGGAGGCUGAGACUGGCCCCUGCCGCGCCUCCAUGCCGCGCUGGGUCUUCGACACACGCCAGAGGAAGUGCGUGCGCUUCAUCUACGGAGGCUGCGGCGGCAACCGCAACAAUUUCGACACGGAGGAGUACUGCAUGAACAUAUGCCGGCGCCUGAUCACACCCCCCACGCCCCAGCCCACCGAUGAUGUGGACGUGUACUUUGAGACGCCCGCUGACGACAAGGAGCACAGCCGCUUCCAGAGGGCCAAGGAGCAGCUGGAGAUUCGCCACCGUAACCGCAUGGAGAAGGUGAGGAAGGAGUGGGAAGACGCUGAGCGUCAGGCUAAGAACCUGCCCAAGGUGGAGAGGCAGAACCUCAUUCAGCAUUUCCAGACCAUGGUGGAGUCCCUGGAGGAGCAGGCGGCCAGCGAGAAGCAGCAGCUGGUGGAGACCCACCUGGCGCGCGUGGAGGCCAUGCUCAACGACCGCCGCCGCCUGGCCCUGGAGAACUACCUGGCAGCACUGCAGGCAGACCCACCCAAGCCCCACCGCAUUCUGCAGGCCCUGAAGAGGUACGUGCGUGCCGAGAAUAAGGAUCGCCAGCACACCAUCCGGCAUUACCAGCACGUCGUGGCUGUGGACCCGGAGAAGGCUGCCCAGAUGAAGUCCCAGGUGAUGACACACCUGCGUGUGAUCGAGGAGAGGAUGAAUCAGAGCCUGUCACUGCUCUACAAGGUCCCCUACGUGGCCGACGAGAUCCAGGACGAAAUUGAUGAGCUUCUCCAGGAGCAGAAGGCUGACAUGGACCAGUUCCUGCCCCCUGUGUCAGAGCAGGACGUGACCAUGUCGUCAGAGGAGAGCGAGGAGGUGCCCAACUUCGACGGCAAGCCCUUCCGCCCCUUCCAGGUCAACUCCCUGGGAUCCCACCCCGAGGCCGAGGGCUCUGGCAUGUCUGGGCUAGAUGGCUUGAUCGGCGCUGAGGAGCGUAUCAUCAACAGCAAGGGCAACAAGGUUGACAAAGUGGUGAUUGAUGAAUCUCGGGAUUUUAAGGAAGUGAUUUACAGUGCAGAGAAAAUCAACGUUUUGCAUGAUGAUGAUAUGGAAACAUUCCGUCCUCUGGGUGAGGACUUCAGCUUUGGAAGCAGUGCUCUGAUUGGCCUGCUGGUCAUCGCCGUGGCGAUCGCCACAGUCAUCGUCAUCAGCCUGGUGCUGCUGAGGAAGAGGCAGUACGGCACCAUCAGCCACGGCAUUGUGGAGGUGGACCCCAUGCUCACUCCCGAGGAACGCCACCUUAGCAAGAUGCAGAACCACGGGUACGAGAACCCCACCUACAAAUACCUGGAGCAGAUGCAGGUUUAGUUUGGGAGAUGUGCAUCGCGCUGUGGAGGAGGAGGAGGAGGAGGAGGAGGAGGAGGAGGAGGAGGAGGAGUGAGGCUGUGGAAAGGGGGAACAUACUACUGACCAAUAACAAAACUGCUCUUGUCAAAAUCAUUUCAUGCAUCGGAAAUGACUAUUCUGGUCCAUUUAAAAACCGUUCUUAGAUAAAUGCUACUACUUCUACUGUUGUAUCAUUGAACUAUGUUUCACUCUUUUACUUUUAUCUAUUGAACGUCGGUGUAUCUGAGGUUAUAAUUUUUACGAAAAAAAAAUGUGAUUCUGCAAAAAUUCUCUGUAAUUACAUGACACAAAACAUAUCUGAGAUUUAGAUGCAUUGCUAUCUUGUUUUCAAUGUUUUGUUUCCUCUCAUUUGUAUAAACGUAAAUCAGACAUGACAAGAUUUGACGACGUGAAAUAUUACUUACAUGAGAAACAAUCAACAGCAAGACAUUUGCCUGUUUUCUGUAAAAAAUAAUAAUGUCUCCUCAGAUGUACCGCUGGUGGUCAAACUCAUUCAGAAGGUCUUUUUUCCUUUUCGAUAGAUUGCUUGUAUAUGAAGAUUCUUUGUACCGACCUAAAUGUAUAGUGAAAGAAAUGAGAAAAUAUGAUAAGAAAAAUCACUGAAUUCGUUUACUUUUGUUUUUUUUUAUUAUUAUAAACAAAACUAUCUAUCUGUCUGUCUAUACAUAUAUAAAUGUAUAUGGAAAAAGUAGGUGUUUUCUUCAACUUGGUUCUUGUUUUUGCAGAGCUAGAAGUGCUGGCUGAGGUACUGAUGUGGUAUUGAUGGUGUGUGUGCCCUAAGUUAUGUGGGUCACAUAAGGUCUGCUGAGAGGGAAGAGCCAUGAGAAGUUGUUAUGCAUAAGGGUUCGGGCCUCCAGUCUUCCAUUAAAACACAUUUUCUGUCAUUUUUAAUGUAUAAAGAUCUCUCCUCAUGUCACACUCACAAAGAUGGACACUGACCUGAGAUCAUUUCCAGAGGGGGGGAAACUGAGCAAACAUAUCAAUCAAGGGGAUUCCCCCCGACAACACGGAAAUUUGUACUGUAGUACAACACACACACACACACACACACACACACACACACACACACACACACACACACACACACACACACACACACACACACACACACACACACACACAGGCAUGCACACAUAUCUGAAUGUCCAAGUGUUUAUUCAACAUUUGCUUGUUAGAUGUUUGCUGGGGGUCAGUGAUUCCAUGUUGCUUUCUCUGCUAUUCUUAGCUGUAGGUAAGGACAGAGACUGUGUAAUUUACCCCAGCCAAAUGGAAAAAAUGGCCAACAUAAAUGUGGAUAAACCCCCUUUUUAAAGCGAAGUAACAUUUCUUGGUUUUACACUUUAUUACCCUAAACACUCCUCCUCACAACGACAAGGCUGGAGGCCUGGACGAGACCCGAGCUUUACUGAUUGUUCUGAACGACUGAAAGUGUGUAUAUUUAUGCAGUGCGAGGAUGCACAGAAAGAGUUAAAAUCAUUGAAAAAUCAUUUUUUUCCUCUCCUAGUAAAUGUCUUUGUAUGCUUGUAUAGUUGAUGUUGCAAUCAUGACUUUUAUGGAGGGCAGCCUGUGGUGUGCAUUGUUCUUUUAUGAAAUGAUAUAUAUUUUUAAGUUCUCUUUUUUCUAUUUUUUUCCCCUUCUCUUCCUGUGACAGUAUCUCUGUAUGUGACUGUCUCACUAUGCACCCAAAAUGGCUUCGAUCUUGAAUCUUGUAAUUGCCUGUUUGAUGAAUUGGCUUAAUGAGUGACAACUAAUCUAAUGGGAUUACAUCAGUUGAGAUAUAUCUGGACUCCAGUUUAAAUUUAUUUGGUUGCAGGGGGAAAAACACAUCAAUAAAACUCACUACUUCCA